This is a messenger RNA of Micropterus dolomieu (smallmouth bass), 2125 nucleotides long. RefSeq names its product glutaryl-CoA dehydrogenase b (gene gcdhb). Gene Ontology annotation, molecular function: flavin adenine dinucleotide binding; glutaryl-CoA dehydrogenase activity; fatty-acyl-CoA binding. Gene Ontology annotation, cellular component: mitochondrial inner membrane. Gene Ontology annotation, biological process: fatty-acyl-CoA biosynthetic process; fatty acid beta-oxidation using acyl-CoA dehydrogenase. The transcript is spliced from 12 exons. NCBI's taxonomy places the organism in Eukaryota, Metazoa, Chordata, Actinopteri, Centrarchiformes, Centrarchidae. The record is from RefSeq and is a predicted model, not a curated record. Bases 163 to 1485 code for a protein of 440 amino acids.
CGAUGCCACACUCAACAUGGCGCACUCAGCGUAGCGUGCUUUACGUGCUGACGUCAGGCUGUGUUUUGACGUUCAGUGUCACUGACUGCGCCGUCAACCCAAGGGGCAGAAAAGGGAAAUCAGGACAAGGAUUGUCACACCUAGCACAGACUAAUCUUCAUCAUGGCAUUGAGGAGCGCUGUGUGCCGUCUCUUGGUGAACCCUCAGAGAUAUGCCAUCAUCUCAGCUUCCAGAGCACAAGGAACUGCAGCACCUGCCAGGCAAGAUGCCGAGAAGACUGAGCAGAAGUAUAAAGCACCUAAGGUCCAGUUCAGCUGGCAAGAUGCCCUGAACCUGGAGGGCCAGCUGACGGAGGACGAGAUCAUGAUCCGAGACUCCUUCCGGAUCUACUGCCAAGAGAAACUCAUGCCUCGCAUCAUUAUGGCAAACAGAAAUGAAGUGUUUCACAGAGAAAUUGUGUCAGAGAUGGGAGAGAUGGGUGUCCUGGGCCCAACCAUUAAAGGUUAUGGCUGCGCUGGAACGAGCUACGUGGCCUACGGUUUGAUCGCCAGAGAAGUAGAGAGAGUGGACAGCGGCUAUCGCUCAGUCAUGAGUGUGCAGUCAUCACUGGUCAUGCACCCAAUUAAUGCCUAUGGCACAGAGGAGCAGAAACAGAAGUACCUCCCCAAGCUGGCUCGUGGAGAGCUCCUGGGUUGCUUUGGCUUAACAGAGCCCAACCAUGGUAGUGACCCCAGCAGCAUGGAAACCAAAGCCAAAUACAAUCCAUCCAGUCGCACCUACACUCUCACUGGCUCAAAGACCUGGAUCACUAACUCCCCUGUGGCGGAUGUAGCUGUAGUCUGGGCCAAAUGUGAUGAUGGGAAGAUCCGCGGCUUCAUCUUGGAGCGUGGCAUGAAGGGCCUCUCAACACCUAAGAUUGAAGGGAAGUUCUCCCUGAGAGCCUCCGCCACUGGUAUGAUCCUCAUGGACGAGGUGGAGGUCCCUGAGGAGAACCUGCUGCCUAAAGUGUCCGGCCUCGGGGGUCCCUUUGGCUGCUUGAACAACGCUCGUUACGGCAUCGCAUGGGGAGCUCUGGGUGCUGCAGAGUUCUGUUUCCAUGCAGCUCGACAGUACACGCUCGACAGAAUCCAGUUUGGCGUGCCACUGGCAAGGAAUCAGCUAAUGCAGAAGAAAAUGGCGGACAUGUUGACAGAGAUCACCAUCGGCCUACAGUCCUGUCUGCAGCUGGGAAGACUCAUCGAUGAGAAAAAAGCGGCCCCAGAGAUGAUAUCCAUGCUGAAGAGGAACAGCUGCGGUAAAGCCCUCGACAUCGCCAGGCAGGCCAGAGACAUGCUGGGAGGAAACGGCAUCUCAGAUGAGUAUCACAUCAUCCGCCACGUCAUGAACCUGGAGGCUGUCAACACAUAUGAAGGUACCCAUGACAUCCACGCCCUGAUCCUGGGCAGAGCCAUCACGGGCCUGCAGUCCUUCACUGUGGGCAAAUAGAUCCCACCUCUUGCUGCUGCUCCCAACCAACAGGAAUCUGCUGUCAGAAAUGUAACUCGCAUGUUGACUCCACAGCGGUUUUUACACUCUUGAUGAUUUCUCAAAUGAAUUGUGGCGAUGUUUGUUUUUCUCUCAUGUUUGUAGAAUAUAUAUUUCAGUGCUUUAUUUUGAGGGCAAGAACAAGUUGUAAGUCUGUCAAUGAAAGUCAAUUUUUCAAAUUAUAAAGGGCUAUUUUUCUACUCUCAGACUAUAGCAGAGAUUUUGUUCCAGCUCCCCAUUUCUUAGUUGUAUAGAAAAUUCAUUGUAUAGACUUUCACGGACAACCCCGUACUAGUAUUAACACUUCUGAAUGAAGUCAAGAUCUAGAUUUGCUGCUGGUUACUGAUGUAUGAAACAUUAAUACUGUAAUUAUAACAAACAAAGCAUGAAUAGCCACAACUUGUUUGGAAUAAUGCUACAGUCCCUGUAUAACUGGUGUAAGAGAUCAGGUACUAUUGUAAGACACACCAUGGUGAUUACUUCUAGGACUGUACUGGCUCUGUCACUAAGGUGUCAUAUCUUUGCAUGGUUUGCCAGAGGUCAAGGAUGCUGAUAAGAGCUUUAAUAAAUAAAAUAAAAAUAAGUAUUCCAAAUGUCUAAA